GGGCCAGACGCUGGGAUGUAGGGGCGAGUGGGCAGUUCUGAUCCCGAGUGAAUGAAUUUCUGGGACAGAAUAACCCACUCCAGACUCAGUUUCCUUUUCUGCACAAUGUGACUAUUACGAAUACUUGGUGCCUUUUUUUUUUUUUUUAAAGCUGUUAAUACUUCGUGUGUAAGGAAUACCCUGUGAGGGUCGCAGAGAGCCCAGCCUUGCCGCCGGGCCUUUGGACUGGUUCCUAAGGCACAGAGUUUGGAGUGGAAGAGGAAAGAGCCGGCCUAGUUAGCCUCCAAGCCUUCUGCCCCUCACACUCGGGAUCCCCGUUCUGAAUUUGAUACUUGCUCGUUUUUUUGUGUGCAAUGACACAAUAUCCUGUAACUAUGGAAGACUGUGUGCCCGCCGAAAGUCUGGGACAAGUUUAAGGAGAGAGAGCUCGUCCCACCUCUGCUCUGCAGAAAAUGAACAAGUCCCAGGAGCAAGUGUCAUUCAAGGAUGUGUGUGUGGAUUUCACCAAGGAAGAGUGGUAUUUGCUGGACCCUGCUCAGAAAGUGCUUUACAGAGAUGUGACCCUGGAGAACUAUAGCAACUUUGUCUCAGUAGGGUAUUGUGUAACUAAGCCAGAUGUGAUCUUCAAGAUAGAGCAAGGAGAAGAUCCCUGGAUACCAGAAAACGGAUUCCAAUGCCACCCAGAAAGGAAAUGGAAAUUGGACGACCUGUUAGAGAGCAGCCAGGAAAACCAAGAUGAACAUUUUUGGCCGUUUGUGCUCACCAACAAGAUCAUACAUGUAGAGAGUGGUGGUAACACAAGAAAAACUUCCAGUCUUGAAAUGGACCCUGUUUCUUCAAGAAGUUAUCUGUUCAAAAUAUGUGACUCGUGUGAAAUGAAUUUAAAGAAUAUUUCAAGUGUAAUUAUCAGUAAAAAGAACCAUUCCAGAAAGAAGCUUAAUGGGUUUAAUAUAAGUGAGAAACCACUCCCAACUAGUAAACAUGAGAAAAGAGAUGGCCUCAGCCUUUGCCAGGGUCUCACUCAGCCAGUUUCUUAUCAGCCUUUGGGGUAUAAUGCAAACGGGCAAGGCAUCCACGAGGAAGUGGCCGUUUGUACAAAUCCGCACUCUCAGCUCGGGGAGGUGCUCUAUGAACACACGGGAUGUGGAAGAACUUUCGUUGACAGUUUGAAGCUCAGUGUGUCUCAGAAAGCGCAUUUGCAUAUGGAGCCACAUGAAUGCAGUAUUUGUAGAAAGUCCUUUUAUGUGGAUUUACAAUUUGGACAUCAGAGAGCUCUUCCAGGAAACAGUCCUUAUGAGCAUAAUGAAUAUGAGAAAAUCUUCUGCGAUGGGUCAGCUUUCAUUGUCCACCAGGAAGCUUACACAAGAAAGAUUGCCCAAGAGUAUAAAGUGAGUAGUAAAACUUGGGCAAAGUCAGCUCUCUUUAAACAUCAGAUUGUGCAGAUGGGGGGAAAACCCUACGCAUACCAUGAAAAUGGGAAACUAUUCAGCAAGAAAUCACAUCCCACCCAGUCUCGAAGAGCUCACUUGGGAGAGAAAACCUUUGAAUGUGGUGAGUGUGGUAAAAUGUUUUGGGAGAAAUCAAACCUUACCCAGCACCAGAGAACACACACAGGAGAGAAACCGUAUGAAUGUUCUGAGUGUGGAAAAGCCUUUUGCCAGAAACCCCAUCUUACCAACCACCAGCGAACACAUACAGGAGAAAAGCCCUAUGAAUGCAAGCAGUGCGGGAAAACAUUCUGUGUCAAAUCAAACCUUACUGAACAUCAAAGAACACACACAGGGGAGAAACCCUAUGAAUGUAAUGCAUGUAGGAAGUCCUUCUGCCACAGGUCAGCCCUCACUGUUCACCAGAGAACACACACAGGGGAGAAACCGUUUAUAUGCAGUGAAUGUGGGAAGUCAUUCUGUGUGAAGUCAAACCUGAUUGUACAUCAGAGGACUCACACAGGGGAGAAACCCUACAAAUGUAAUGAAUGUGGGAAAACGUUCUGUGAAAAAUCAGCUCUUACUAAACACCAGAGAACUCACACGGGGGAGAAACCCUAUGAGUGUAGUGUGUGUGGGAAGACCUUCAGUCAGCGGUCAGUGCUCACCAAGCACCAGAGAAUUCACACCAGGAUGAAGGCCCUUGCAGCUUCCUGAAUGUUGACCUUUCUUAUGCCUGUCACGUCAGUUGUACAGUUUUAAAAAUGAGCUUAGAGACUGCCAAAGAAUACCACAGACUACUAGAAAAUGCCAUUUUGUGGAAGUACAUGAAAGCUUUCAAGAAAGAAAAAACUUUGAUUAGAAAGAUUGUAUUGAAGGGAAAUCAUUCAUAUAAACAAUAUGAUUAAAAAAAUCUAUAGAGUAUAAAUUGUGUAAUGUCUUCCAAAUGUGUUUCAAAAUUGUAUUUUAAAUACAAUGGAUAAUAUUAAUUUUACUUGUAUUCGUAAGAGUAUGGGACUUAAAAGUGAGUGACAAUAGCAUUAAACAUAUAUGUAAAGAACAUCUGAUGUUUUUAGACCUUGUGUGAGUAUGCUAAUGUAAUAUUCAUGUAAUUUAGGAAGUACUUGAUUUAUGUAUUGGAACCCAAUAAGGAUGUGAGGGAAAAAAUAUGAACCCCUAGUAUAAUAACUAUUAUGGUA
Molecule: messenger RNA, 2626 nt
Organism: Phodopus roborovskii (desert hamster)
Lineage: Eukaryota; Metazoa; Chordata; Mammalia; Rodentia; Cricetidae
Gene: Znf248
Product: zinc finger protein 248
Exons: 5
Coding region: 453-2144 (563 amino acids)
Biological process (GO): negative regulation of transcription by RNA polymerase II
Molecular function (GO): DNA-binding transcription repressor activity, RNA polymerase II-specific
Source: RefSeq, a predicted model, not a curated record